Penicillium argentinense is the source of this 837-nucleotide messenger RNA. RefSeq lists its product as uncharacterized. Bases 1 to 837 code for a protein of 278 amino acids. The transcript has 3 exons. Lineage: Eukaryota; Fungi; Ascomycota; Eurotiomycetes; Eurotiales; Aspergillaceae. The record is from RefSeq and is a predicted model, not a curated record.
AUGCCGCUCGAAUCCAUUCUCUCCGCCCUUCCCAUCCGCCUCCCCCACACCCAACAAGAGCGCCUCGGUCUCGCCCUCGGCACCGCCGCGUUCCUAGGAGCAACCACCUUCCUCCUCCCCGCCGCAAUCCGCGACUUCCGCAUCUUCAAAUCCUACGGGCCCGGUGGACUCCCCAAUAAUGUCAUCGGCUGGUUGACGGUGCGACUGCUCUUCCAGCCCUUCCGCGGGGAGAUGUUCGAUACGGAAGUAUACUCGCGUCGGAUCGAUGCGGCAGAGGGACACGGUGUGGACGAUGAGGGGUACUUGACGCUUUCGGAGGAACAGCUGGCUACGCGCUCGCCGGCAGAUAGGCCAUCAGUUGGUCCGCAUGUUGUGCCGCAGCGGCAGUUGACUCAGAUCCCGGAUAAGGAUGUACAAGAGAAAUUCCGCGCGAAAUAUGUUUCCUUCGGUCUGCGCAAUCAUCACCUCGUCAAGUUCGAGCGAUCGAACCUCGAGCGACAUGCCGACGCCCUUUUCCUGGCGGACCACCUCCCUAUCACGGACUUGGCCGUCACGAUGCAGGGUGAGGUUGCGCAUAUCCAUCAGGGCAAGGAUCACUCUGUGCAUCUCGUCAUGGCGCCUGCAGACUGCAAGAAAAUCAUCGAGGCAGGCUGGGGCCAACGGCAUGGUUUCUCCGGUACCUCGGCCAUGACGUUCCUCGCUCUGGGGACUUUGCCGAAUCUUCCUGCAGAGUAUAUUCUCAUUUAUGCGCCGCGGACGGAGGCAGAGAUUGAGAUCGUUAUGCAGAUCAUUGCUGCGAGUGUGAAGUUCAUGACUGGGCGAGCGGACACGCGGUGA